Molecule: messenger RNA, 1001 nt
Organism: Episyrphus balteatus (marmalade hoverfly)
Lineage: Eukaryota; Metazoa; Arthropoda; Insecta; Diptera; Syrphidae
Product: elongation of very long chain fatty acids protein AAEL008004-like
Exons: 5
Coding region: 107-916 (269 amino acids)
Biological process (GO): fatty acid elongation, monounsaturated fatty acid; fatty acid elongation, saturated fatty acid; very long-chain fatty acid biosynthetic process
Cellular component (GO): endoplasmic reticulum membrane
Molecular function (GO): fatty acid elongase activity
Source: RefSeq, a predicted model, not a curated record
UUUUUCCGAAUGUUCAACAAAGUUAUUUGUUCGUCGGCCUUGAUACGGUUGUGUUGUACUUUUUUGUAUUCCUGCGGUGACGGUGAAUUCAUCUAAAUUUUUUCAAAUGCCUUUGAUAUUGAAAUAUUUUUAUUAUUGGAUCUCGUAUUGGUUUAAUGAGCAUAAAGAUCCUCGUGUUGAAGGAUUCUUCCUUCUGGGAUCCCCAUUUCCUAUGUAUGCAAGUAUUGUGUUAUAUCUGUUAUUUGUGUUAAAAUGGGGACCAAAAUGGAUGGAAAAUCGACCACCUUACGAGUUAAAAAAUGUCAUAAGAGUGUAUAAUUUCUUACAAGUUGUUAGUAAUUUAGGACUUUUUAUUUUAGGAAUUCGAAAUUCUUAUCUCCGAAAAGAAUUUAGUUUCUUUUGUCAGACAGUAGAUACCACUAAUAAUGAGCCGUGGAUGCAAAAUUUACUUUGGGCAACUUAUGGAUAUUACAUUACAAAAUAUUUUGACCUUUUAGAUACAGUAUUUUUCGUUUUGCGAAAGAAAAACAAUCAAAUUACAUUUUUACACGUGUAUCACCAUGCCGGUAUGGUGUUUGCUGUUUACAUAUUCACAAAAUUCCUAGCAGGAAGCCAUUCAACAAUGCUUGGGGUCAUCAACUUAUUUAUCCACACCAUAAUGUAUUCAUAUUAUUUGGUCACCUCAAUUCAUCCCGAAUACACAAAGAGCAUCUGGUGGAAGCGAUACAUCACUCAAAUGCAACUGGCACAAUUUGGCUAUCUAGUAUUUCAUUUUGCAAUUGUGAUUGUGAAAAAUGAUUGCGGUCAUCCGAAUCUGGUGUCGUUUGUGGGACUCAUACAGAAUCUUUUUAUGUUUGCGUUAUUUUUUGAUUUCUAUCUUAAGGCAUAUGUGCGAAAGAGGACGAAAAUGCAAUAAAACAAAUUUAUAGGAUUUACUUUUUUUUUAAACAUUUUUUGUACUUAAUUAAUUUUUUUUAUAGUUCCGUUCAUUUUAUUUUUUU